Messenger RNA from Polychytrium aggregatum, 2421 nucleotides. Its product is annotated as phosphofructokinase-domain-containing protein. The transcript is spliced from 12 exons. NCBI's taxonomy places the organism in Eukaryota, Fungi, Chytridiomycota, Chytridiomycetes, Polychytriales. Gene Ontology annotation, molecular function: ATP binding; identical protein binding; fructose-6-phosphate binding. The record is from RefSeq and is a predicted model, not a curated record. Gene Ontology annotation, biological process: fructose 1,6-bisphosphate metabolic process; fructose 6-phosphate metabolic process; canonical glycolysis. The coding region runs from base 1 to 2421 and encodes 806 amino acids. Gene Ontology annotation, cellular component: 6-phosphofructokinase complex; cytoplasm; mitochondrion.
AUGAAUGCCGCUGUCAGAAGCAUCACUCGCAUGGCUCUGCAAAAGGGCUGUACACCCUUUGCAAUCUUCGAGGGCUACCAAGGCUUGGUGGAUGGCGGAGAAUAUAUCAAGCAGCUUGGCUGGGAGGAUGUCCAGGGCAUGCUCUCGGUGGGCGGAACCUCAAUUGGCACAGCGCGCUGCAUGGCCUUCCGUGAGCGCGCUGGUCGUCUGACGGCCGCCUUCAACCUGGUCAAGAACGGCAUCGAUGCCCUUGUUGUCAUCGGAGGCGACGGCUCCUUGACGGGUGCAGACAAGCUCCGAGGCGAAUGGAAGGGGCUCAUCGACGAGCUUGUUCAAACAGGUGUUAUGACCUCUUUGUAUCCAUGGACAGGCCGCCUUACGACCGAGGAAAGCGCCGGACUGAGAGAAAACCUCACAAUCGUCGGUCUCGUGGGCAGCAUCGACAAUGACAUGUCCUCCACCGAUAUCACAAUCGGCGCAGUCACCUCGCUGCAUCGCAUCUGCGAGUCGCUGGACUCGCUUACUUCCACGGCGCUGUCGCAUCAGCGAGCCUUCAUUAUCGAGGUCAUGGGCCGUCACUGUGGCUGGCUUGGUCUGAUGGCCGCCAUCUCUGUUGGAGCCGACUGGGUCUUCCUUCCGGAGCGCCCUCCCCCGCUCAACUCGGCCAAGUAUGGUAGUGACUGGCAGACGGAGCUCUGCGACUACAUCGGCAAGCAACGCGCUAUGGGCAACAGAAAGACCAUCAUCAUCGUCUGCGAGGGCGCCAUCGACAACAAUCUGGCACCCAUCCGUCCCGAGGACGUCAAGACCGCCCUCGAGAAGGGUCUUUCUCUCGACAGCCGCAUCACUACCCUUGGCCAUGUGCAGAGAGGCGGAACCCCCUGUGCCUACGAUCGAUUCCUGGCCACGGUGCAAGGUGUCGAGGCUGUCAAUGCAGUGCUGCGCUCCACCCCCGAGACUCCCUCUCCCAUGAUCGGCAUGAACCAGAACAAGAUCACAGCGGGCCCUCUCUUGGAGGCGGUCAAGCUGACCAAAUCAGUCGCCGAUGCCAUUGCGAGCAAGGACUUCAAGAAGGCCAUGGACCUGCGCGACCCCGACUUCAAUGCUGCCUAUAACGCCUAUGUCGAAAGCACCGUCCAUGCGCUCGAGCCUGGCGCCAACCUCCUUCCCGAGGGCGAGCGCCUUCGCAUUGGAAUCAUGCAUGUCGGUGCCCCGGCCGGUGGCAUGAACGCCGCCACCCGCAUCGCUGCCCGUCUGUGUCUGAAUCGCGGCCACAGUUGCAUCGGUAUCCGCAACGGAUUUGCCGGUCUGAUCCGCGACGACAUCGUGCCCUUGGAAUACCGUGAUCUUCACGGCUGGCAAGUUCGCGGCGGCUCGGAGCUCGGCACAAGCCGCGCGCAUCCUCAGCCCCCGACCGACGGACCCAAGCUCCAUGUUGUGGGCGACAAGUUUGUCGAUCUUGGCUUGAUUGCAUACCACCUGCAGAAGCACAGCAUCGAUGCCCUUCUGAUUGUCGGUGGCUUCGAGGCGUACACCUCGAUUCUGACCAUGGCCAUUUCGCGAAAGAACUACCCGGCCUUCUGCAUUCCGAUGGUCCAUCUUCCUGCAACUGUGAGCAACAACGUUCCAGGCACGGACUACUCCGUGGGCUCUGACACGGCGCUGAAUGCCAUCGUCGAUUCGUGUGAUCGUCUCAAGCUUAGCGCCAACGCCAACAAGGGAAGAGUCUUCUUGGUUGAAGUCCAGGGAGGCAACUGCGGAUACCUUGCUGUUAUGGGCGGCCUCGUUGCGGGCGCGACAAAUGUGUACAUUCCCGAGGAGGGCAUCUCGCUCGACAUGCUCCAGCACGAUGUGCAUCAUCUCACCAACCGCUACACUGUCGAGAAGCGCACCAAGAAGCACAAGCGCGCCGAGGGUCGUCUCAUCCUGCGCGCUGAAGAAGCCUCCGCAGAGACGUACACGACCGAGGUGGUCUCCAACAUCCUGCGCGCCGAGGGUCGCGGCCUCUUCGACUCGAGGACGGCCAUCCUCGGCCAUCUGCAGCAGGGCAACGUGCCCUCGCCCCUGGAUCGCAUCCGCGCCACCCGCCUGGCUGUCGAUUGUAUCGACUGGAUCCAGAAGCGAGCCGCGCACGGCCGCUCCCGAGACCAGGAGAGCUCGUCACGCAGCAGCCCGCUUGCAGCUUUCCCUGCGACCUACUGUCCCGAUGGUGCAGAUGCCUGUGUGAUCGGUGUCCGCGGCGCCGAUGUUGUCUUCACCCCGGUCGAGGAGCUGUUGGCCGAGACUGACCUCAAAGCCCGCCGGGGCAAGGUUGCCUGGUGGAUGAACCUGAAGGAGCUCAUCCGCAUCCUGGCCAAGCACGAAUACGUCGAACAUGACGAUCUCGAUGGCAGCCGCAUCGACCUCACCAAGCAGGACUGA